UUCUUUCUAUGUAAAAAUUUUAAAACAGUUUGGUUUCAGUGAGCCCCAACCAACAAUCCCACUAAACAAACGACCUCUCGUUAGCUCUCAGCUACUACCGAACACCAAGUUAUCUAUAGCAAUUUCUGGCAUAAACGCCUAGAAAUUCAAUCAUGUCCGCCACCACUUCCGCUUCUCAAGAACCGGCGCCAAUCCUAAUCCCCUCUCUCCCAAACGACAUCGCUUUGAAUAUACUAGCCCGAUUACCUCGGUCUCACCACCCACUGCUUUCAUUAGUCUCCAAACCUUUCCGUUCUGUCUUCUCCUCCGCUCUCUUUUAUACCACUCGCUCUCUUCUUCUCUGCUCCCAACCAUUUCUCUAUGUAUCCAUUCGCAUCCCCACCACAAGCUCCCUACACUGGUUCACACUCUUUCAGAACUCUCCUAACCCAAGAAAGCCCCCAAAUUUCUUAGUCCCUCUCCCACCUACUCCUUCUCCGUUACUCGGCUCCGCCCUCGUCGCCGUCGGCCCUAAGAUCUAUGUCAUUGGCGGUUGCCUUAAGGAUAUCCCAUCCUCACACGUAUGGACACUCGACUGCCGGUUCCACUCGUGGGAAUCCUUUCCCAAUAUGAGUAUUUCCCGUGAAUUCGCCGCUGCCGGCGUGGUGGAUGGGAAAAUUUACGUCAUCGGUGGGUGUGUGGUUGAUACGUGGGCCCGAUCGAAGAACUGGGCGGAAGUUUUUGAUCCAAAGAUUCGAACUUGGGAAUCAGUGGAUAGUUCGAGAGAGAAUAUAUUGCGAGAGAAAUGGAUGCACGCUAGUGCUGUUGUAGAUGGUAGGUUCUAUGCAAUGGCGGAUAGAAAUGGGGUUGUGUAUGAGCCUGCAACUAAGAAAUGGGAGAGUGUUGGGGGUGAAUUAGAUUUGGGAUGGAGAGGUAGAGCAUGUGUUGUGGAUGGGGUUUUGUACUGUUAUAAUUUCUUGGGGAAAAUUAGGGGUUUUGAUAUGAAAAAGGGAUUUUGGAAGGAACUGAGAGGAGUGGAAAAGGAGUUGCCAAGGUUUUUGGCUGGAGCAACAAUGGCAAAUGUAGGGGGAAUGCUGAUGGUGGUUUGGGAAAAGACAGGAAAUGGAAAUGGAAAUGGGAAGGAAAUGGAGAUUUGGUGCGCGGAAAUUGAGGUGGAGAAGAAUGUAAAAGAGGAAUUAUGGGGUAAAGUCAAGUGGUGUGAUGUUGUUCAUAAGGUUCCUAUUGGGUCUUCCAUUGUUCAUUGCUUGGCGGUUACACUUUGAAGAUUUACUGGACUAAGUUAGUGGAUUUUGUAAAUUAUUUUCUCUAGUAGAAACUGCUGCCUCGGCUGAAUGUUAAUGACAAGGUAUUUAGAAUUCAAAUGUCAACACUGAAAAUUCCAUGCCUAAGUGCAGAGGGUGUAAAAAUGUUUGACUUGUAUUGAGGGAGAGGAAAUGGACUUUGUUAUUGGCAAGCAUAGCAUAAAUUGACGCAUGUUUAAGUUGAGAUUUUGAAGAAAAAACGAUCAGAUAUCCUAAUCUGUGAGCCGGUUUUAUAUUUCUCAUAGUAUGCAGAAGGCUUAAACUCUGUUUGGAAAAGUGAAAAAUAGGGAGGAAGUAAAAUAACUAAGCCCUUGUUUGGUAUUCUUGAAUUCCACAUAAUUUUGUCGAUUUCUUUUGGAAUUUCAUGUUUUUAUGUUUCGUUUAAAUGUAAAUGUUCAUCUAGUCAUAUAAGGUGGACAGGAAAACAAGGAGAGAAUGUAAAUUUUGCUUUGUUCAGGAGAAUGGAGAAAAGAAAUCUUAUUUUUCUUUCCAAGUUUUGUCCAAUUUGGAGAAAAUAUAAGAAAGGAUGACUUGUACCUGAGCUGAAAAUAAUUUUCUUUUUCUUCCUAUCCAAACGAAAAGACAGAAAAUAAGUGCCUUUUAAAGUUUUCUUACACUUAUUUUUUUUUCUUUAUUUUCUUUCCUCCCUCUUUUAUUUUUCCAACCGAGUUGUUAGUCUUUAUCAGCGGAUCACCUGAGAUCCCAAUAAUGUGUUCUGAGCCUCUUCAAGCAAGUCCUAUUAAAUUUUAUAACCCCAAUCAUAUUCUUUUACCGUUUCAUGCAAUUACUGACACCCACCUGGGAAUAUAAUGAUGUUGAAAUAAUCUCUUUAUCUAUAUAAAAUAUUCUGUUUCCACAUCAAUUAACCUAUUUUAGUUUUGAAAAUCUAGAAAGCCUUUCACCUGUAGUUGUGUUGCUUUGUUAAUUCUAUUGCUGUCUUAAGUCUUAACUUAUCCUCGCAACAUUGAUUCUGAUAAGUGAA
This is a messenger RNA of Jatropha curcas, 2283 nucleotides long. RefSeq names its product SKP1 interacting partner 6 (gene SKIP6). Lineage: Eukaryota; Viridiplantae; Streptophyta; Magnoliopsida; Malpighiales; Euphorbiaceae. Gene Ontology annotation, molecular function: protein binding. The record is from RefSeq and is a predicted model, not a curated record.